This is a messenger RNA of Serendipita indica DSM 11827, 315 nucleotides long. Lineage: Eukaryota; Fungi; Basidiomycota; Agaricomycetes; Sebacinales; Serendipitaceae. The record is from the annotation of a GenBank genome assembly.
AUGGAUUUCAUCAACAAAGUCACCGGAAGCAACAACCAGCAACAGCCGCAGCAGGGCGGAAACCAACAGCAAGGUGGAUUCAUGGACAGCAUAAAGAAUGGGAUGAAUAACGCGGCUGGCGGUGGGCAAGCCGGCGAGCGGAAUGAGGACUACCUUGACAAGGGUGUUGAUAUGUUCCAAGAGCGAGUCCUUGGUCAAGGACCUCAGAACAACGAAUCUGCGAUCGAACAAGCGAAGGAUGAACAGAUUUCCGACGCCAUUAGGAGCGGCUACAAGAGUAUGACAGGCAAAGACGUCCCUAUUGCGGACAAGUAA